Molecule: messenger RNA, 1713 nt
Organism: Boeremia exigua
Lineage: Eukaryota; Fungi; Ascomycota; Dothideomycetes; Pleosporales; Didymellaceae
Exons: 2
Coding region: 1-1713 (570 amino acids)
Biological process (GO): transmembrane transport; carbohydrate transport
Cellular component (GO): plasma membrane
Molecular function (GO): carbohydrate:proton symporter activity
Source: RefSeq, a predicted model, not a curated record
AUGCGUUUCUUUGGCAACAAAGCAAACGAGGAGAUGGCCGAGAAAGGCACCCCUGAGUCUGCGACUCCUGCCGAGACUCCAGCAAGGACUGUGUCCCCCACCAGGAAGGAAGCUGAAAUCGAGCCCCAGGGCCGUGUUCCUGCUGUCGCUGUCAUCCUCGGCGCAGUUGCCAGUAUUGGAGGAUUCAUGUUCGGUUACGAGUCCGGACAGAUCUCUGGUUUCCUCCAGAUGUCGGACUUCCUCGAGAGGUUUGGCGAGAACGGCGAGUUCUCUGCCAUUCGCCAGGGUACCAUUGUCGGUCUCCUCUGUAUCGGUACCCUGUUCGGUUGCUUGAUCUCGGCUCCCCUUGCUGACAAGUUCGGCCGUCGCCCUACUAUUUCCGGUUCCGCGUUCUUCUACAUUGUUGGUGUGAUCAUCGAGAUUACCAGCGAGCGUGUCUGGGUUCAAUUCGCUAUGGGUCGCUUCACAGCCGGUCUCGGUAUUGGAGCUCUCUCUACCGUCGUCCCCAUGUACCAGUCUGAGUCUAUCCCCAAGCGUAUUCGCGGAGCGACCGUCAGUUCUUACCAGCUGCUCAUCACCCUCGGAAUUUGGACCGCGUACAUGGUCAACUAUGGCACAUCCAAGGACUACACCAACAAUGCUCAGUGGCGCAUUCCCAACGGUCUGUCUGCUCUGUGGGCCAUCAUCUUGGGUAGCACUAUCCUCCUCCUCCCCGAGUCCCCUCGCUACGCCUACCGCAUGGGUCGCAUUGACGAGGCUCGCGCCAACAUGGCUCGUCUGAACGGUAUCGACCCCAACAGCGCCUUCAUCGACAACGAGAUCCGCGAAAUUGAGGAGAAGCUUUCUGCCGAGAGGGCUGGUGGUGACCACCCAUGGCACGAGAUCUUUACCGGCCCUCGCAUGCUGUACCGCACUCUCCUCGGCAUGGUUCUCCAGGCUGGCCAGCAGCUCACGGGUGCCAACUACUUCUUCUACUACGGAACCACCAUCUUCAGCGCCACCGGUCUUAAGAACCCUUACGUCACUUCUAUCAUCCUUGGUACCGUCAACGUGGUGGCUACUAUUGGCGGUCUCUGGAUUGUCGAGAACGUCGGCCGCCGUAUGGCAAUGAUGUGUGGCGCCGCCUGGAUGUUCUUGUGUCUGUUCAUCUACUCGUUCGUCGGACACUAUGUCUCCAACCCCGACCUCGCCACCGGCCAGCCCGUCCCUACCUCUACUGCGGGCAACGUCAUGAUCGUCUUCACCUGCCUGUUCAUUGUCGGAUUCGCGACCACCUGGGGACCUCUCGUCUGGGCUAUUGUUGGUGAACUGUACCCUGCUCGUUACCGCGCGACCUGCAUGGCUCUCGCUACAGCCGCUAACUGGCUGUUCAACUUCAUCAUCUCGUUCGUAUCGACCCUCGUCACCGACCGCAUCGACUACUACUAUGGUCUCGUCUUCGGCGUCUCCUGCUUCAUCCUCUUCUGGGUUGUCUACUUCUUCAUGAUCGAGUCCAAGGACCGCUCGCUUGAGGAGAUCGACACCAUGUACAUGCUCCACGUCAACCCCAUCACUUCCGCCAAGUGGGACGCGUCCACUCUGCAGAAGGACGGCCUCAUCGACACCGAUCGUCUUCAGAUGGGCCCUGGUGGACGUAGCUGGAGCAAGGCUGAGCAGGCCAACACUCGCGGCGGUAUCCUUGAGCCUGCCGAGCGCAAUGAGCUCCAGGUUUAG